GCAAUCCUCCUCACCAACAUCAACAAAUCCACCCACUGUUCGAGGUGGUGGCAAGCUUCCACGUCAACGAGGUCUCCCACUGGAAGCCCAAGAUGGUGUUUAAACACCUGGUACAGCUCCUACUGAGCUCUACACUGACAGCUGGCUCAGCCGCCGCCAGCUUAGACCUCCAACAACCUCUCGCCCCACACCAUGACGUCCUGACGGUGCCAUCGUACCGGGCUGACCUGCUGAUCCUGCACAAGCACCUCGUUGAGAUCCCCUCCACCUCUGGUCUCGAGCACAACGCUGGAGCAUUCCUGGUCGACUAUUUUACCUCCAAGUCAUGGAGCUAUGAGGUGCAGCCUGUGCCGCCGAGGCCCAACACGCCUUCAGACGAGGAGCGCUUCAACAUCAUUGCAUGGCCCCCCUCGGAGCGCUCGAGCACGGGGCCGAAACCCAAGGUCCUCGUCACGAGCCACAUCGACUGCGUGCCGCCUCACAUACCGUACUCCAUUGAAGAGGGCGAUGUGACAAGGUCCACCACCAUCUCGGGCCGUUGCUCCGUGGACGCCAAGGGCAGUGUUGCAGCCCAGCUCACUGCUGUCCAUGAGCUCCUCUCCUCAGGGUCCCUGGCACCCGAGGACAUCAUGGUGCUCUACGUGGUCGGCGAGGAGAUCAAUGGCGAUGGGAUGAAGGCGUUUUCUGCGUUGAACUCGUCGUCGCUGAACAUCCGGGCCGCCGUGUUCGGUGAGCCGACCGAGAACAAGCUUGCAUGCGGGCACAAGGGCGCGUUGCGCUGUGAUGUGACGGCGCGGGGCAAGGCGGCGCACAGUGGAUACCCGUGGCAGGGCAAGAGCGCCAACGAGGUGUUGAUGAGGGCUAUGGUCAAAGUUCUCGACGCCGACCUGGGGAGCAGUGAGCGGUAUGGCAAUACCACUGUCAAUGUCGGCAUGAUGGAGGGCGGGGUUGCGCUGAAUGUGAUCCCGGCGCAUGCGCAGGCCAAUUUGAUGUGCCGCAUUGCGGUCGAGCCACAGCAGACUGGACACGAGAUUGUGGUGCAGAGGAUCAGCGAGAUAUUGAAGGAUGUGGAUGACGAGGCGUUGAGUCUCGACUGUCCCGUGGGCCAGGGAGUUACGCCCUGCGACUGUGACGUUGAAGGGUUCGACACCUUGGUCGCCAAUUACGGGACAGAUAUCCCAUACCUUGAGGGCGACCAUACCCGAUAUCUUUACGGGCCUGGAACCAUCCUUGUGGCUCAUGGUGACGACGAAGCGCUGACGGUUGGCGACCUGGAGACGGCCGUCGAAGGAUACAAGAAGCUCAUUCUACACAGUCUGGAGAUUUGA
Molecule: messenger RNA, 1328 nt
Organism: Cryphonectria parasitica EP155
Lineage: Eukaryota; Fungi; Ascomycota; Sordariomycetes; Diaporthales; Cryphonectriaceae
Product: Zn-dependent exopeptidase
Exons: 3
Coding region: 93-1328 (411 amino acids)
Molecular function (GO): hydrolase activity
Source: RefSeq, a predicted model, not a curated record